Messenger RNA from Symbiodinium sp. CCMP2592, 219 nucleotides. Lineage: Eukaryota; Dinophyceae; Suessiales; Symbiodiniaceae. The record is from the annotation of a GenBank genome assembly.
AUGGUCAAGGGCAAGGCCUUCAGGAAGCAGUGGAAGGAGAAGCGGAAGCCCACGAAGACGCGCGCUUCCUCCCGUGCGGUGAGCAUCCGCCGGGUUCCAUGGGAGGAGCGACAGAAAGCCAAGCGGGAACUGGAGGCGGUCAAAGCCAAGGCAAAGGAGCUGGAAGAGGCUAAGAAGGCCGUGAAGAAGCAGAAAGCCAAGAAAAAGCGCCGAGCUUAG